UCAGUCAGUGUUCGACCUGCGUCAAUACACGAUGAAUACCUUGGGGAACUUUUACUGUUUCGGUUGUAUUUUGGUAAACGUUCUAGCGCGCAUUGCGGCCCAUCAAUUUGACGUGGAUAACGCAAUAUUGUACGAGGACCCAACUCCUGUUACUGAAAAUUCCCGGGAGAACUAUUUCGGGUAUUCAGUAGCUCUUUGGAACGAAGAUUCCAAAGCGUGGAUUUUUAUCGGAGCACCCAAAGCCAAUUCAUCGCUCUACGAAGGAACCACCGAGACAGGAACUGUAUUCAGAUGUCCGAUUGGUCAAAAAUGCACGGAAUGGCCUAUAGACAAGCAUCUAGUAAAAACCGAGCAGCGUCAAAACGGAUCUUGGCUGAGUGGCACAAUGAUCGUACAAAAUUCGAACCCUCCAAAGCUUUGGGUAUGUGCCCCACAGUGGAUGGAUGAUUCAGAUCCAGACGAAACGACAGUGCCUAUGCACGGCAAGUGUUAUAAGGCAUCUGUCGAAGAUGUAAAUAAGAAUGAACCACAAGGGAAGAAUAUCAAACUAUUAGAUCCCCCCAGGGAUUAUUAUAAUACCGGAAGUCAGAAACAGUUUCUUCACUUGCUGGGACAAUGUGGUUUCUCCUUACAUGUCACUCAAAAUGAGUUGCGGCAUAAACUUGUCUCGGGUUGUCCGGGGGUACGGGCUGCGCAUGGAACAUCGAUAAUUGAGGACUACUCCGAAUCCAGCUUCAUUGUUCCAAACGCUGCCGACGACCUCGGGAGAUAUUCCGAUCAAUUUGGAUAUGCGGUAACAUCGGGUAUAUAUUUUGAUGAUGACGAGCAUAUUGACGUACGUGGCGGACCAAGAGGCAAUAAAUUGCUUGGCGAGGUCCGUCUAUUCCAAUUUCCCUCGGAGACUGACGAAAGUAAGACAGUAGAGAGUCUUUUGGAUCUAAAUGGGGAGCAAAUUGGCGAAUAUUUUGGUGCCACGUUGGCUUCUUGCGAUAUUGAUGGUGACAACAAACAGGAUAUAUUGGUGGGCGCUCCACACUGGUCGAAAAAUAUAGAGGAACUCGGACGAAUCUACAUAUACAGACAAGGUUACGGAACGUGCUAUAAAAAUGUCAAGCGUUGCGGAUUCAAAAAAUUGGAGCACAUCGCUGGGAAAAUUUCUGGAGGAAGAUUUGGCACCGCUAUUACUUGUCUUGGAGACAUAAAUUAUGACGGCUUUGCAGAUGUCGCUGUCAGCGCUCCGUACGAUGGGAAUGGAGCCGUUCAUAUAUAUUAUGGUAGCAAAAACGGUCUUGACUUGGAUAACAGGCGUAGAAUCUCCGGUCCUGAGAACACCAAAGGGUUUGGUUUUUCGAUCUCGGAAGCAGUUGACAUCGACGAUAACGGAUACGUCGACAUUGCGAUCGGAGCUUAUUUGUCUGGUCACGUGAUGUUGGUUCGAUCUAACAGCGUUGUAAACCUGACUGUUAAGUUGUCCAGCAAUCUGACAAGUAACUCCGGUCUCAGACGAAACGCUGGGUUCCUUUCAUUGAAAGUAUGUUCCGUCUACGAAGGUGUACAUGCACCCCCAAAUAUUAUCGUGACUACGGAGUUAAAAAUCGAUGAUGAGGGUCAAAGAGCAAUAUUUUUUGACAAAGAAAUCGACGACCUAAGCAAAACAAUAUACAAAUUUAAUACUACCCUGAACGCCGCACAGGAAUGGUGCCACAAUUAUACAGUAAAAAUAAAAGAACUAGUGGAGCGAUUCCCCGAUCCGUUGAAAUUCUCGGUGAGACAGAAUUUGCCAAAACAUGGAAGUAAGACUGGGCUGUUGAAGGUGAAUGGUAUUUCUAAGGAUAGUGACAAUUUCUGUAAAUCUUGCGCUGUAUUGAACGAGCUUCGACCACCACCUGAGGAUCACUUGGAAGUAGCAUUUGCGCUGGAAUGCAACGACACGAUCGAAUGUUUAUCAAUUUUGUCGAUCAAUAUGACGACCAAUUGGAGCGAUGGAAAACCUUACGUGAUUGGUUCCUCAGAAUUUAUUGAAUUGGACGUAACCGUCAGAAACGACGGCCAAAUGGCAUUUUACACCAAGGUUAAAAUCUCUAUGCCAAGUUACAUUGAACUUCAUAAUUCCGCAUCAUUGAUGUACGACGAGGUAGAAACUGUUGGUGAAAUUCGCACGGUUACUUUUAACAUCUCCAAUUUUCUGGAUCAGAAUGAAACGGAAUCUAUGAAAGUAUACUUGAACGCAUCUACGCUGCGAACCGAUUUCGAGAUGAUAACCCUGAACGCAACAGCGGUAACGUCCAGCAACGAUACAGGGUCGGGAAACUACAUCGCUGAUCUGUCGAUUAGAUAUGUAGUGCAAGCAGCCAUCGGAAUAGCAGGGGCGUCAGAAGAGGCUUUGUAUCCUUACACGUUGAGCGGACCUGCGGAAGAGUUGCCGAAUAUAUGGUUCCGACACACCUUCGGAUUGAGGAACGACGAGAUUACUCCGAUAAGUCUAGCGCUGCUCAGCGUUUCUAUUCCAACGCAUUGGAUCGCGAGUGGCGACAAAGAGGUCGAAAUUGUCAGACUGAAUGAAAUGAUGGGCGGAAUUUCAAAGCCGGGGGAGGAUAUCGACAGCAAAAUCCUACGACAAGAUACGAAUGAGCCCUUGAGCAGCGAUGCGACCACGAUGAGCAACUGGCUUCCCAAUGAUAAUUCUUCGAAAACAAAAAACCAUUUCAUAAAUUUUAACGGAAAAGUACUCGCGGCUUCUGCAGAGAAUAGAACCCUCUACAUGAAUUGUACCAAUCCGGCGUUCAAGUGCACAACCGUCAGUUUCAAGUUUGGACCAUUGGAAUUGAAACGGACCACAGCCGCACUUGAUCUCCUCCUCGAGAUGCUCUUCUCUAACAUUAAACCUGACAUAAUCGGAAAGAAGGAUAUUAUAUUGUUUGUUACAAAUGCCAGUACGAAAAUUCUAACGCCACAGACUCAGUUAAUUGCCAAUAUGAAUCCGGUUUCGAUGAUGGUUGGCACACAGUUCGUUGGAUCACCGCAAGAUCAACAUGUAGCUAUGUGGGUUAUAGUAACGUCGAGUUCUGUGGGACUACUACUUCUGUUAUUAAUUGUCCUUGCACUCGUGAAGUUGGGUUUUUUCACGAGAACUAAAAAGGCAAAACUCGAAGCUUUGAAGCAACAGAAUGGCGCGUGUCCCAAACUUGUUUUAAACACUACAUCGUCAACAGAAGCUUUGGACCAGCCGUAUUACAUAAAAGAGACAAAAAAAAAGAAGGCAAUUUCUUAGAUUCUUACACCGGUAUUAUCCCUUAAAGAAAGGUGAUUCCCUGGUUUCGUCGCGGAUUAGAUAAUAAAAAGUUGUCCGUCCGAAUUCUUGGUGCGUCGGAAGAAUAUGAAAAGAAAUGGUAAAAAUUUUUUAAUCCAGAUUACAAGAUAUUAUUAUUAUUACUAUUAUUACCAUUAUUAUUAUUCAUUGUGAAAUUUUUCCACCUCAAAAAAGAAAAAAGUGCCCCCCCCCAGAGCUAUUUUUUUUUGGUCAAGUGUGAUGCUGCCUGUGUCCUCCUGGCACCUUAGUCAGUACCAGCCAAGAGUCCGAACACAUAAACCUUCGAGCGCUAAGCCAUCAUUUGUACCGAAAACUAUAUCGAAUAAAACCUGGUUGAAGUAUAA
Messenger RNA from Neodiprion fabricii, 3654 nucleotides. RefSeq names its product integrin alpha-9-like. Gene Ontology annotation, cellular component: integrin complex; external side of plasma membrane. Gene Ontology annotation, molecular function: integrin binding. Gene Ontology annotation, biological process: integrin-mediated signaling pathway; cell-matrix adhesion; cell-cell adhesion. Lineage: Eukaryota; Metazoa; Arthropoda; Insecta; Hymenoptera; Diprionidae. Bases 32 to 3271 code for a protein of 1079 amino acids. The record is from RefSeq and is a predicted model, not a curated record. The transcript has 11 exons.